Poecilia reticulata (guppy) is the source of this 2317-nucleotide messenger RNA. RefSeq names its product E3 ubiquitin-protein ligase TRIM39-like. Gene Ontology annotation, molecular function: protein binding; zinc ion binding. The record is from RefSeq and is a predicted model, not a curated record. NCBI's taxonomy places the organism in Eukaryota, Metazoa, Chordata, Actinopteri, Cyprinodontiformes, Poeciliidae.
CACGGUUUGCUCUUUAGUGCAGUCAUUCCAUCUCAUAAAGCAGGAAUCACCUGUCAGAGACGACAAGACCGACUGCUUCAGGUGAGGAGGAUAAAGCGACACAUAAGCUAAAAUGCUCCCAGAGAAGCAGCUCCAGUGCAGCAUCUGUCUACAGGUGUUUACUGACCCAGUGACCACUCCCUGUGGACACAACUUCUGCCUAGUCUGCAUCGGGCAGGUGUGGGACAGCAGUGACGACUGCCAGUGCCCCGCCUGCAACAAGACGUUCGCCUCCAGGCCUGACAUAAGCGUCAACACGGCCUUCAAAGAGCUGGCAGACACUUUAAGGCAAAUGAUCGUCUGCUCCUCGGCUUCACCUCUGUCUGCAGCCCAGCCGGGCGAAGUCGUGUGUGACGUGUGCGCCGCCACCUCCCUGCAGGUGAGGGCCCACAAGUCGUGCCUGGUGUGUCUGACGUCGUACUGCGAGGCCCACCUGGAGCCACACCGGACCGUGGCCACGCUGAAGCUGCACAAGCUGAUGGAGCCGGUGAAGAACCUGCAGGACAGGAUGUGCAAGAAGCACGAGCGGCUGCUGGAGAUGUUCUGCAGGAUGGAGCAGAUGUGCGUCUGCCAGUUCUGCACCGAGACGGAGCACAAAGACCACCGGGCGGUGACAAUGGAGGACGAGAGCAAGGAGAGGAAGGUUCACAUGAAGCAAACGCAGGCAGAUUUUCAGCAGAUGAUCCAGGAGCGGCAAAAGAAGAUUGAGGAGAUAAAAAACUGUCUGAAGCUGAGCGCACUGAGUGCUGAGAAGGAGAAGAAGGAGAGCGACAGUCUCUUCACAUCGCUGAUCAACUCCACGAAGGAGAGACAAGCCGAGGCUAAUGCAGAAAUAGAGGAAAGGCAGAGAGCGGCAGAGAAGAGGGCAGAGGAGCUGAUCGGUGAUCUGCAGCAGGAAAUCGCUGAGCUGCAGAGGAGGAACACUGAGCUAAACGAGCUGGAAAACACAGACGACCACCUGCACCUCCUGCAGAAACUGCCCUCGCUUGUGUCACCUCCACCUACCAACAGGGAGUGGUCAGAAACCAGGAUCUACCCUGAACUUUGCGUUGGAACGGUGAGGAGAGCUCUUUCCAGACUGGAUAACACUUUAAGGAAAGACCUGGAUAUCUUUAAGAAAGAAGAGAUGAGGAGGAUGCAAAAAUAUGCAGUGGAUGUGGUGUUGGACCCAGACACAGCCCAUCCAAACAUCGUCCUGUCCCCUGAUGGAAAGCAGGCGGGCCGAGGCGAGCUGCUGCACCUUGUUCCUGACAUUCCCCAACGCUUUGACCCGGUUAUCUGCGUUCUGAGCAAGAAAGGCUUCCGGUCUGGGAGGUUCUACUUUCAGGUUGCGGUUGGAAAUAAGACCUUCUGGGACCUGGGCGUGGUCAAAGAGUCCAUCAACAGGAAGGGUAUGAUCACCUCCACCCCAGACAAUGGCUACUGGACGGUGCGUUUGAGGAACGCCAGUGAGUACCGGGCCCUGGACUCACCUUCCGUCCUGCUUCAACUCCAGAUGAGGCCCAAGACCAUCGGAGUGUUCACAGAUUACGAAGAAGGCAUGGUUUCGUUCUUUGACGUGGAUGACAGAUCGCACAUCUACACCUUCACCGGGUGUUUGUUCUCAGAGAGGAUUUUCCCUUUCUUCAGCCCAGGAGUUUUUGACCACGGGAAAAAUACAGAGCCGCUGAUUAUCACAGCCGUCAGUCACGAAACUUGAAGGUGUUCAGUUUGGAUCAAAUGUGAAGCAAAACAAGUCUGGUUUAAGACUCCAAGAUUUGGUGUAAGAGUCCAACCCGACCAAUCUCGGGUUGGCUUGACAUUUCCGCUUCCAAACUGCAAAGUUUAUGCUGACACAUAAACUGUCAAACAAAAGUUAGUUAAAAACAAGAUAAUUAUUGGAAUAUUAUUGAUGUCUUCAUCAAUAUCCUCUGUCAGUCUUCCCUGUGGAUACAAACAGUGACCAGUAGAGAUGACCAGUUAAACAAUGACUUAGUAAAAUGAUGAAUGACAUGAACCAAUAAUGCUGAUGAUAUCCUUGGUAAAUGUUCAGAUUUUACUUUUACAACAUCAUCAUUGAUCCUCAAAUGUGCUGAAACUAAUUAUAUUUUUUUCACUCAAAUGUUCUACAUUCUUCGGUUAUUGUCACCACUAGUAAAAUAGGUAAAAAGUCUUAGAAUAAAUUUAUAUUUUAUGAUGAACAGCAUGUGACUCUAUAGUGUUCCACAGACUAUGUGAAUUUGUCUGAAUCAAUAUUGGAUGGGAAAUUGUAAUAAUUUAUGUAAUAAAGUGCUUCUAA